Macrosiphum euphorbiae (potato aphid) is the source of this 351-nucleotide messenger RNA. NCBI's taxonomy places the organism in Eukaryota, Metazoa, Arthropoda, Insecta, Hemiptera, Aphididae. The record is from the annotation of a GenBank genome assembly.
AUGUGUAAGAAUUAUAGCACAGGGGAUAAGUGGAUACCGGGUAAUGUGUGGAAAAAAUUAUCACCGGUAACUUACUUAAUUAAAACUUUAGAUAAUAAUGUUGUGAAGAGACAUCUAAAUCAAAUAAUUGACAGGCAGUGUAAGAUUCCUAGUGGUCAAAUAGAACAAACAGUAUUAGUAAAUCCGUAUAGUGAGGAGGAUGAUAAGGCAGAAAAAUCUUUUGAGGAGAGAACUAUUGGUAGUGAGGAGGUCUUACAUGAACAAGAUGGGAAUGAUGAUAAUAUAGUAUGUGAGAAUUUGGUUAGGAAGAGUGGUAGAGUAAUUAAAGCACCUAAUCGUUUAAAUUUAUAA